Messenger RNA from Uloborus diversus, 4080 nucleotides. RefSeq names its product ecdysone-inducible protein E75-like (gene Eip75B). The record is from RefSeq and is a predicted model, not a curated record. Gene Ontology annotation, molecular function: RNA polymerase II cis-regulatory region sequence-specific DNA binding; zinc ion binding; nuclear receptor activity. Bases 146 to 2785 code for a protein of 879 amino acids. Gene Ontology annotation, biological process: negative regulation of transcription by RNA polymerase II; positive regulation of transcription by RNA polymerase II; cell differentiation. Lineage: Eukaryota; Metazoa; Arthropoda; Arachnida; Araneae; Uloboridae. The transcript has 5 exons.
AGAACUAUGCGCUCAUCUGUUCGAAGAAGCGUGUGCUCCUACCUGCCGGAGAAACACUUGUUACAGCCGCUGCGUCGGAAUUCCGUGUUCGGAUCUUCUGCGUAGAACAUUUCCGUGGUAAAAAUUUGCAUAAAAAUAUCGGAAAAUGACUAGCAUUUUAAGCCGGCUAUUAACGGCAGACAAACCGUGGACUGCCCCAUAUCGAUCACCAACUUACCCUGUGGUACCGGGCCCCAUGCAAUCCUUGGCCCCCCAGCAUAAUGUUGUAAGCGGUAACGCUUUUCCUCCGGUACAAGUACCGGCCCAAAGAAAGAAAAAAACAUCUAGAAAAUCGCAAGAUGCUCCGGUCCGGUUCGGUCGUGUCCCCAAGAGAGAGAAGGCCAAAAUCCUCGCUGCAAUGCAGAAGGUGAACGCCAGUAGCCACGAGAAGGCCCUGUGCGCCGAGCUGGAGGAUGAGCUUCACCUGCUGAGCACAGUGGUGCAGGCUCACGAAGAGACCUGCGAUUACACCCGCGAGAAGGUGGUUGCCCUCAUCGAGAAGGCCCGAUCGCAACAAGUCUACGCCCAGGGCACGCCCACACUGGCUUGUCCUUUGAAUCCUUUACCACAUAUCCUAGAAAAUGGAGUUUCCCACUACAUGGAAGAUUUCUCCCAAAGAUUUGCACCAGCCAUCAAAGGAGUUGUCGAGUUUGCCAAACGAGUACCUGGUUUUAACUUUCUGACUCAAGAGGACCAAGUCACUCUUCUGAAGGCUGGUGUGUUUGAAGUACUUUUGGUGCGUCUAGCCAGCAUGUUUGACUCCCAAACGAAUUCUCUAAUUUGCUUAAAUGGUCAAGUUCUGCGAAGGGAAUCCCUACAUACAGCUAGCAAUGCCAGAUUCCUCUUGGACUCCAUGUUCGACUUUGCAGAAAGACUGAAUACUUUGCACCUGUCAGACAAUGAAGUUGGCCUCUUCUCUGCUGUUGUUGUUAUUGCUCCCGAUCGCCCUGGACUCAGAAAUGUAGAUUUGGUGCUGAAAAUUCAAAAGAAAAUGAUGGACAUUUUGCAAAAGUCUAUAACCAGAAGCCAUCCUGAGAACCCUAACAUAUUUGAGAGCCUUAUGAAGAAAAUUCCUGAUCUUCGUACAUUGAACACUUUGCAUUCUGAAAAGCUUUUAGCAUACAAAAUGGAGCCAUGUACCAAUGUAGGAGAGCACAGUAGCAUUGCGGAAAAUAUUUCCAAUCCUAAUGCAUACCCUGCUAUUCCUCAUGACAUCUUGAGUCAGUAUGCCAGUCAUGCCCUACUGUCAAUGCCUUGCAUGUCCCCUGUCGAAGACUUGCGCAGCACAUCGCCUGGCCAACACAGUCAGCAUGGUGGCAGCACAACAGGUAGUGAAUGGAGCACCACCGAUUCCAAAGAUGAACAUGAUCUUGUUGGCUCUCCAAGGUCGAUUGGCAGCAGUGGAAUUGGCGUAGAAGAUGUUAAAAGUCCUAUCAGGACAUCCAGUUUCUCUAGUUCUCGUAGCUAUGCGAAUGAAGAAAGCUGGGUCACUGAACAUGCCCCAUCUGUCAUGGAGUACCAUCAACACCUACCAAAACGAACUGCUGAGAAUCCUGGUUCUGAGCACGGCAGUAGUUCUGGAGACGAAGGCUACUUUGUUGACAGCCCAGUCAAAGGACCAAUCUACCCAAAACUAAGGCGGGUUGAUUCUCCUACAGAUUCUGGCAUCGAGAGCGGAAAAGAACAUGGUCCAAGCACAACACCGACCAUUUCAGUUUGCUCUAGUCCGCGAUUGUCAGCAGAUGAAAAGAUGAAAGAUAUGACCGAUCAUGAUCAGCAUCAGCAGAGUCAGGAAAAGUUUAACAGCAUUGAAGAUAUGCCUGUUUUAAAACGAGCAUUGCAAGCACCUCCUUUGGUCAACACAAACAUGUUGAUGGAUGAAGCAUACCGUCACCACAAAAAGUUUCGGGCUGCAAGGAGGGAAGCAGAGAGUCCAUCCAGUCCUAGCCAGAUUUCCUUAGCCAGUACACAUAGCACACUUGUUAGAACUCUUGAACAAGCACCUAGGUAUCUGAGUGAACAACAAUUAAAAAGGACUGAUUUGAUCCAUAAUAUUAUCAUGCGCAAUGAAACCUUACCUGGUCAGCAGCAUGCUGGUCACUCUCCACACCAUCAGAAUCAAUCCCAAUCUCCAUCUCAAUCCCAUCAUGUUGAAGCACAAUCGCUUACCUGCCCUAGCAUGCAGAAUGGCAACCAUACUUUCAGCAGUGUUCCUAAUAACUCCUCCUCAGUGCCACCUCCAACUUUCACCUCAUCCCCUUCUCCUCCCCAACACAAAAGUUUGCUUUUGUGUCCCAAUGGAUACUAUGUACAGCAUGCAGGUAAUGUUCAACAAGCAGCAUCUAUUUAUUCCCCAUCAACCACAGUUUCCUGGCCUUUUACGCAACAAACCUCAGUGGCCACUGUUUCGUCUGCAUCAAAUCUUCAAAUUCAUGCUUACGAACAGUCUCAGAAUAUGCAACAGAACUCUCCUGUUUCUCAACAGAACUAUGGUUCCUCUAACCAAGUGGUCAAUACCUCAAGGGCAGGUUCUCCGAGGUUGAUCUACAACCCACGCUCGCCAAAUACUUCCACGUCCCCUCUAGUCAUGAAUGGAUUGUGCUCUUCUAGGAUCCCUUCUCCGGUGAACCAAAUGGAUUCGAGGCCUGUGCAGUCUGAAGCUCCUCGCAAACCCAAUGGCGAGUCUCAGCCACUCAACCUGUCCAAAAAACUUUUUACCCCACCCAUGCUGAAGAUGGAGUCAUGAUCGUCCAUUUGAAAAAAAAAAAAAAAAAAAAACUUGUUUUCAAAAAUACGGAGUUGCGCUCCCAGUGUCUGCACUUCUCCCUUUCCCCCACCUUGUGAUCAUGCACCUGUUGUGUCUUAACUGGAGACUCUAAACCAGCAUCUGUCGAGAUUACCAAGAUGCUGUUGCCAUGUUUUAAAAAAAAUGUGCCAUUCCAGGUUUGAGAUGGUGUGCAAAGUACACCACUGGUGAGAAAGUUGUAGAAAGAGAACAAUAAUUGUCAUUUGUAAAUAUUUGUAAUAAAUAUAUAAAUGUAUUCAUUUUGUACAAAACAAAGAGAAAAUGAAGUAACAUUCAAUCAUUAUAUGUCUUCAAAGUCUGUGUUGCAAAUAUUUAAAAAAAAAAGACUGGAUUAUUGGAACUGAUGGCAAUGUUUUUUAUUGUAAUCUAGCAUUGAGUAAUAUUAAUGAAAGGGUUACUUGGGGGAGAAGAAAUUGAAUUUCAAUUUUUAACAUCCUAAUAGGAAAUGUUCUUGGGUCUAUUUCUUUAAUUCUGGUCUUUUUUUUCCCCAAAUUAAAGGGUUAGGAAACGGGCCAUAUUAUAGAAAGUUAUGGGUAGUGAAAAUCUGGUGUUGUCUGUAAUGUGUGUAAAUAAGUUUUUUGUAGCACACCUUCUUGGUAAUUUAAUUUUUUAUGCGUGGCAUAUGUGCAGUGGUGUUAAAAAUUUUCGCUCCACAGUAUUAUUGUUAUGAUGAUUAUUAAGAUUAGGCAUAUCUGUUAUUCAGGGAACUGUGGUGAAUCAAAACACUUGGAAAGAAUUUGUAGAUUAUUUCUGUACAUAACUGGUUUUGUGCAGAGCAGUAUAAGAGGUGCUUUAUAAAAAUUGUAGAUAUUUAUUUAUAACUUAGUUAUUAUGUAUUUGAAUUUUUAAUUAUUUUGGGACAUCAGAGAGCAUACAGCUGUGCUUAAGUUAUUUUAUAGAAGUAAAUUUUAUUCAGACAUAUAAUUUACUGAAAUGUUUUCUUUAUCAUAUUUAUGUAAAUAGUGGUGCAGAGAAAUUUUAUAAAGAAGUAGUAAAUUAUAAUUUUUUUUUAGAAUUUCCGACUCUUUGAUUCACCAACCCUGUAUUGUGCUUUUUAAGGUCGUUAGCCAAAACAAAAAAAUGCUGUUACAAUUACAGUUAUGUAGUACAAUCAAACUUUUUAAUUUAAAAUCAUUUAAUUAUGCUGAUCUCUAAGAUCAUACAUUGGUGUGGCUUAAUGCCUGUUAUGUGAUCACGUCAUUUCAUUAAAAAAAAAGAAAACUUUGAGUGAAAAA